Messenger RNA from Esox lucius (northern pike), 3294 nucleotides. It is a transcript of the gene mta3, whose product is annotated as metastasis associated 1 family, member 3. Lineage: Eukaryota; Metazoa; Chordata; Actinopteri; Esociformes; Esocidae. Gene Ontology annotation, molecular function: sequence-specific DNA binding; transcription corepressor activity; chromatin binding. Bases 264 to 2375 code for a protein of 703 amino acids. The transcript has 19 exons. Gene Ontology annotation, cellular component: NuRD complex; nucleoplasm. The record is from RefSeq and is a predicted model, not a curated record. Gene Ontology annotation, biological process: negative regulation of transcription by RNA polymerase II.
UUUGAUUUCGGGUUGAUCCGAGUGUUUUGGAUGUGUGCGUGUGUGUUUGCCUACUGUAUUGUACUGUGAGAAGGCAGGCAGAUAGGGGGCACCUCACCAAAAAUCUCCCGCUCAACUCCACAUUCAACCCCCCCACGACUUCACCUUCCAACUUCAACACAUUUUAAAACUGACCACAGGACUUUUACAUCUGAUCGCUUUAUUUAUUGAUUCUAUUUUCGGUUAGUUUAUGGUUUGUGUUUUAACACUCCGGGAGGGCAGAAAUGGCCGCCAACAUGUACCGGGUCGGAGACUAUGUAUUCUUUGAGAAUUCUUCCAGCAACCCUUACCUGAUCCGCCGGAUAGAAGAACUGAACAAGACAGCCAGUGGCAAUGUGGAGGCCAAAGUGGUGUGUUUCUACAGGAGGAGGGACAUCUCACACAGCCUCAUACAGCUGGCUGACAAACACGCAAGGGACCUAGAGGAGGAGAACGAGAGUCCGUCGGAGGCGGAGCUGACAGAUAAACAGAAACACCAGUUACGCCACAGAGAACUGUUUCUCUCCCGCCAGUAUGAGAGUCUACCAGCAACACACAUCAGAGGGAAGUGUAGUGUGGCGUUGUUGAAUGAGACUGAAGCUGUUCUCUCCUACCUUGAUAAAGAGGAUACAUUUUUCUAUUCACUGGUCUACGACCCCACCCAGAAGACACUGUUGGCCGAUAAGGGAGAGAUCAGAGUGGGACCACGUUUUCAAGCCGAUGUCCCUGAAAUGCUACAAGAGGGUGAAUCAGAUGAGCGUGACCAGUUAAAGCUCGAGGAGAAGCUGUGGGAUCCUGAUUGCCCACUCUCCAGCAAACAGAUCGACCAGUUCCUGGUGGUUGCACGGGCGGUGGGGACGUUUGCCAGAGCGCUGGACUGUAGCAGCUCGGUCAGACAGCCAAGUCUUCACAUGAGUGCUGCCGCCGCCUCACGAGACAUCACCCUGUUCCAUGCCAUGGACACACUGCAUUGUCACGGUUACGACCUGUCCAGUGCGUUGAGUGUGCUGGUCCCAGCCGGUGGGCCCGUGCUCUGUCGGGACGAGAUGGAAGAGUGGAGUGCCUCAGAGGCAGCCAUGUUUGAAGAGGCUCUAGAGAAAUACGGAAAGGACUUCAACGACAUACGACAAGACUUUCUUCCAUGGAAGUCCCUGACCAGUAUAAUAGAGUAUUAUUAUAUGUGGAAGACAACAGACAGAUAUGUACAGCAGAAGAGGCUGAAGGCAGCAGAAGCAGAAAGCAAACUGAAGCAGGUUUACAUCCCAACAUACAAUAAGCCCAACCCUAACCAGAUCUCAGUGACCAAUGGGAAGAUGGCGACAGUUAAUGGGGCGGGGCCAGGAGCCUACCAUGCAGCGGGUGGAGGACGGGCCUGUGAGAGCUGCUACUCGAUGCAGUCAGCCCAGUGGUACUCAUGGGGGCCGCCCAACAUGCAGUGUCGCCUGUGUGUGUCGUGUUGGAUGUACUGGAAGAAGUACGGUGGCCUUAAGAUGCCAAGCAGAGCGGAGGGGCCAGAGGAGAAGACCCCACCCAGCCCUGUGCCCAACGAGCCCCGGUCGCGCGGCCACGGCCCCCGCCAGUCCAGUCACAUGGUGCCGGUACGUAACAGCGGCAGCCCCAAGUCCUCCACGAAGACCAAGCAGGCCUUUCUGCUGCAGGCCACCCGCCUCACCAAGUUGGCACGUCACAUGUGCCGUGACAUCAUCAGACUGCGACGGGCAGCACGGCGCCCCUUUGUGCCCAUUAACUGUGGCGCCAUAAAGGCAGAGUAUAUAUUGCGGAUGUCGGAGGGGCAAGUCGGGCGACCCCCCAGAAUCCGGACGGCCCAGAGGAGCACCCUGACCAGCGUCCUGCAGUUCCUGGAGUCCCGCCCCGCGACACACACCCCCCGUUCACACCGAACACUUGGCCUACAAGCCCCUCCCCCUCGCCGCCUCCUCUCUUCUCUCCCUCACGGUCCCCACGGCCUUCUUGGUAAGCGCAGCUUCCACCACCAUACCAGAGCCGAGCCGGAGAAACGCCCAGAAAACCCAGGCCAGACUACGGGGCCAGUGCACAACGGCCGUAGCAGCGGAGGCAGCGGGACCAGGGGCAGUGGUAGGGGCGGAGUCAUGAUUAGGAAGCGACGCCCUAACUUGAUUGAUGCACCCGACGACAGCUUCUUCCUUGUCUCCCAGGAGACCAGGAGGGCCAGGCGACUGCUCUCGCGAUCCCAGCUGAGGCGUGCCUGCCGACAGCCGUGUGAGCAGAUCACCCUGCGCAGGGCUUCCCAGGCCCCACAGCAGGGGCUUCUCCUUGCCCCUCCGCACCCCCAUCCCAGCCUCCGGAUGAGGGGACCCAUCGUCAUCCAUGACUGACCUCUGACCCUAUAAUUCUCCCUGGCCUGUCACCCGCCUAUGCUCAGCUACUCCUGCAAGACCCCCACCCGGGCCCUUCCUCCACAUCGCCCCACUUAACAAAACAACUAUGAACUCUUCCUACGGAAUCUGACCCCUCCACCUCUGCAGGACGUGGUGUUAACAUGGGACACGCGGAAAAUAGUUCCCACCUGUACAGAGCCGACCCCAAUGGGACAGAAACCUGUGUGUAUGAGAAUGUAUGUGCGUUUAAGUGCAAGUGUUAAAGAAUGUGUGUGUGUGUGUGUUGAUGGAAGUGGGUGAAGUUGAUGAUGUUUUUUUUUUCUUCUGUACCUGCUACAUGUCUGUGAGUGGUGGUGAUAUAGUGAGUCAGAGAGAUCUAACCUGAUAUCAGCUUAACUUAAGAGUUAAAUGGGAUUUCAUGGAAUGGUUUUAUCACCAACAAGAUCACUUAAAGGGUGAUCGUUUUAAAAGAUAACUGCAUCAUUCUGUAGCCUACAGCUCCAUGUCACUGCUAGCCUCUGAGUCGACAACAUGAUGUAGAAAUACGCUCCUCUACGUCAGAGCCAUUGUACAUUACUAGACCCAUUACACUACUGUACAGUCUAGCCAUUCUAUUUCUAUGCUCUACCAAGCCCUGCUCUAGGCAGAACACCUCCUCUUUGCUCAACGGAACCUGGGACUGUCACUGCAGCUCUAAUCUGAUUUGGCACCCUAUAUGUGGUAGUACACUACUUUUGGCCAGAGCCGCCUAGUGCACUUGGGUCUUUUUAGGACAUGUCUCCUGCAGUAGCAUGCCUCUGAGGUCAAAUCUCCUGAUCAGCUGAUCAGUGAUUUCUCCACUAUGUUUAUGUUGGUGUUCCUGUUUGUCACGUGUUAAAAUAUGAAAUAUGCUGAUGAUUAAAUACACAACACAUUG